This is a messenger RNA of Paramormyrops kingsleyae, 4364 nucleotides long. Its product is annotated as TNF receptor-associated factor 2-like. Gene Ontology annotation, cellular component: plasma membrane signaling receptor complex; cytoplasmic side of plasma membrane. Lineage: Eukaryota; Metazoa; Chordata; Actinopteri; Osteoglossiformes; Mormyridae. Gene Ontology annotation, molecular function: zinc ion binding; ubiquitin-protein transferase activity; tumor necrosis factor receptor binding. Gene Ontology annotation, biological process: tumor necrosis factor-mediated signaling pathway; activation of NF-kappaB-inducing kinase activity; protein autoubiquitination. The record is from RefSeq and is a predicted model, not a curated record.
GACUAAGAUCUUCCUACUUCGAGACAUUAACCAAGUCAUGAUGUUAUUCUCAUACGUAAAUGACACAUAGGAAUAUCUGAAUGAAAAAUAAGUACUUUGCUGAAUAGAUUCUUGCGUUUGAAUGCUGUUUUCAUUUUAUUCGCCCGUUUGUUGUUGACCGAGCAAUAAAACCUGUACUGUCCCGCCUGUCGAAUGAGGCGGGGCUUAUUCUUUCUAAUGCCAGGGUAAAGACUGAGGGAACUGUGGCGGAAUAUAUCCAACAAUCCGACCGCCGUAAGUGUCUGACACCGCAUGCUGAUGGAUGACUAUGGCAUCUUUGGCUCCCGCUCUGGACAUUGCAGCAGCAGGGAUGCCGCAACAGAUCCUGUCGGUGCCCAUGCAGAAUAAAUACCAAUGUCAACAUUGCAGCGGCGUCCUAAGGAAGCCAGUCCAGGCCCCUUGUGGGCACAGAUUCUGUGCUCACUGUCACAAAUUUCUCACCAGCUCGGGACCCAAGCCCUGUGAAGCAUGUCAGACGGAGGAGAUUUUCGAAGCGGAGAUAUCUAUCCUCAAGAGCAGCAACGCGUUUCCAGACAAUGCGGCACGGAGAGAGAUUGAAGGUCUGCCCGCCAGCUGUCCCAGCGAAGGCUGUAAUUGGAAAGGAAUCGUGAAAGAUUACGAGGUGCAGCAUGAAGGCAAGUGCAAGUAUGAACGCAUCCCGUGCAAAGCCUGUCACCUGCCCGUCCUGCGCAGUGAGCUGGAGCGGCACAGCGAUAGGGAAUGCGAGGAGAGGACCCUCAACUGCAAAUACUGUAAAGCCUCCUUCAGUUUCCGGGACAUCAAGGCUCAUGACGAAGUAUGUCAGAAAUUCCCCAUCCAAUGCAAAGACUGCGGAAAGAAGAAGAUCCCACGAGAAAAGUUUCCUGAGCACAGUCGGUCCUGUGGGAAGUCCAAGGUUUCCUGUCCAUUCAGUGUGCUGGGUUGCAGAACAGUGGUAGAGAAUGAGAAGCAGACGGAGCAUGAGCAUUCCAGCAUCUCGGAGCACUUGCGCCUCCUGCUGGACCGACUCUGCCAGAUACAGCAACUGGCAGAGGAUCCUGGGGAAUGGCAGGAGGACUCGGGACUGGGGCUGUAUCGUGCCCCUGAGGAAAAGGAGACGCCUGUGAGUGGAGUGGGCCAGACAACCAGCCUGGAGCAGAAGACGACAGCACUGGAGAACAUUGUGUGUGUGCUGAACCGGGAAGUGGAGAGGAGCUCAUUCACCUUGGAGGCGUUCUCCCGGCAACACCGGCUAGACCAGGAGAAGAUCGAGAACCUCGCAAAUAAGAUACGGCAGAUGGAGCGUACACUCACUCUGAGGGACAUCCAGCUGACCGAGACGGAGCAGAAAGUGCAGGAGCUCGAGUUCUGCACCUAUGACGGCGUCUUCGUCUGGAAGAUUACGGACUUUGCCCGGCGUCGCCAGGAAGCCUUGGCGGGUAGAUCUCCUGCCAUGUUCUCUCCAGCUUUCUUCUCCAGCAAGUACGGCUAUAAGAUGUGCCUGCGACUGUACCUGAAUGGCGAUGGCACAGGUCGCGGGACGCACCUCUCGCUGUUCUUUGUGGUAAUGAAGGGGAAGUACGACGCCCUGCUCAAGUGGCCCUUCAGCCAGAAGGUGACACUGAUGCUGCUGGAUCAGAACAAUCGCGAGCACAUCAUUGACGCCUUCCGGCCCGACGUCAACUCCAGCUCCUUCCAGAGGCCCAUUAAUGAGAUGAACAUCGCGAGUGGCUGCCCUCUCUUCUGCCCACUGGCCAAGCUGGCUGGCAAGAGCUCCUACUUGAGAGAUGACACCAUCUUCAUCAAGGCCAUCGUGGACCUCACAGGUCUCUAGCAAUCCUGGGCUAGGCUGUGUUGCACAGACCUGAGUCUGGUCAGAUGAGCAGUGUUUGGCAUCUGUGGAAGAUGGCCAUUUAAAAAAAAUAUUUAAAUAAAAAUUAUAUUAAUUAUAAUUAUUAUUGGCAGCAAUGAGGAUUGAAAGGUGACUGUAAUCAUGUGAUAGACUGAUUGAUUGCCUCAUUUGCGCCAUGUACUAAUAAUAAUUAAGAAUAUUAAAUAUUAUAGCAAAUUCAGCUAUAAGUACAUGACAUGUACAUUAAGUAUACUAUUAAUUACAGUGCUGUCUGCGGUUCACAAACACAAUCCAUUCCAGGAAAGCGAACCAAUUUGUACGCAAACCAAGGCAAUUUUUCCCAUAAGAAAGAAUUGAAAUGCGAUUAAUUUGUUCACAAGCCUACUGGAAGAUUUGCACAUGCUAAAUACACACGAGGAUCGGACCGGGUACAUACAAGACACACACGCUCGACAAUAGGAAAAUGCAACCAUUAACAUUAACAACAACAACAAUACAAGGGCUAUUUACAGUUGCACGCGGGGCAUGCUGGGACAUGUGUCCCUCCGGUGCUACGCUAGUAAUAAAAAAAAAGGAAUCUGGUCCAGGAAUCUGUUCGUCGACCAAAUUUUGUACGCGAACCAAAUUAUUCGUAGGCCAAUGCAUUUGUGAACCGCAGCCGUAUUUCAAAUUAUGAAUAAGAUCCAUCCAUCCACUUUACAACCUCUUAGCCUGAGUAAGGUUAUGGGGUAAAUUAGUUCAUCAUCACUUAAUAUACUUAUACUUAAUAAUACAUAUAGUACUAUUAGUUGGAUAUUAUUAUUACCAGCCAUAAUCCAAAGUAUAUCAGCAUUUGCCUUUUGGUAGCAGCUGCUUGUCGCAGGGCUGCCUGAAGGGGGAGACAGAGAGCAAAGAUACUGGCCACUGUAGGUACUGCAUUAGCGCUUAGAGCUUUUCUGACUUUAAAAAAUAAGCUUGAUAUGUGAUAGCAUGAUAUCUAAAUUGUUUUAGUCAACUUAUCCACCAGUGCUUCAUGAAUUGGAGGAUGACCUCAAGUGACCUAUAAAAAAAAAUGGGAAACAUUAAGUGCAGGUGUGAAGUGCACUGAUAGGACAGUUCAUAUCAGGCUCCUAGAAGCAGGACUGGGGUCCCAUUAAGCAAGGAAGAAGCCCUUCAUUAAUGCGAAGCAGAGAUGAACCAAGCUGGAGUUGGCAAAACAAUGUAUAUUUUACAAAGGCACAUGCCCAUAAACUGUGAAAAGAGUGAAACUGAAAAUUUUGUUGCAGUCUUUUUCACCUGCAGUAAUUUUUUCACCUGGUGUUUCUAAAAAGGAUGAAACUCUGCCAAGCUUUGCAUGCAUCUGGUGUGCAAUCCCCAGCAAAUCCAUCAAAGCCUACUUAAUAUUCCUAGUUGUUGUUUAAUAUUAAAGCCUAGUUGAUAUUCAACUUGUCUGUGUACCGUUACAGUCAAGCACGCAGACUUUGUAUACAUACACAGGCAAAGUAGUAUACAUACAAGUUGUGCUUAGCUUAUGUGUACAGCAAUGCUUUUCCAGUACACCAGACUACCUAUUCCGUGUACUUAUGCAGUCGUUGAUAGACCCAAAAUCUUGGAUGAUGAAAUUUGACACACACACUGUGCACAGACUGUAAUGACACAUGGCUGAGUGAAGUAUGAAGUAGGCUUCAGUCCAUUUAGUCUUUUCACCGUGUCUUUAUGAGCCACUGUAUAGCUGAUUAGGUUAGAAUUCUCUGCCUACGAGUAGAUGGUUGUCUGUUCGUGUCCCAUGUGCAGCAUUAGACACUUCAUCUUGUCAUAGUGAAAAGUCAAAUGUAUUUUAGAGCAUUGUAUUAGAGUUGAAAGGUUUGGGGUGGGGGGGUGAUACACUAAGACGUAAUGGGCAAAAAUCCUCUGUUUGUUGGUGGUUUGGCUCUUUGGGGUGGGACCCCAAACUGCACCAUAGACCGCGUGAUGCUGGUUAUUAAUGUACUGUGCAAAGGUCUUAGAAUGAUAUUUAAACGAUCUUCAUGUUGGUGCAAAACAUUGCUGUUAUGUUAGUUAAGCUGAUCCAUUUUGACAAUUUCAAAAGUCAUCCCAGUAUUUGCAGCAACCAAUGCACAAAUGUAUUUUUUGACUGCACCAUAGAGCACCUGAUAUGACUAAUCAAUACAUGACUUUUUAAGCCCAGACUUUUAAUACUAUUGAAAUGAAUUAAGUGAACUUGUGAUAAAAUGUAAUACAUGGAAUGAUUGAGGUGGGUUUGGGAAGCUGUGUUCAUCUGAUUUUUUUUUUUGUUGGAUGGCUAGUUUAAUUAGUUUAAAUAAGUUAAAUUUCAAUUUAAUUUCAAUUAGCUUUUGUGUUUCUCAUAAUAUGCAUAGAAAUUGUGUUAAAUUGUGAUUUUUCUGGCAAAUACCUGUACAACAAAGAGAGCUUUAAACAUUUUCUUUGCCUAAGACUUUUGCACAGUUCUGUACACAUGCUUUGGCAUCUGCCGAAUAAAUAAUGCAAAACAUCA